GAAAUAAUUUCUCAUGAUUUUGGCACGUGGUUCCAAGAUUUUUUAUUAUGACAUUAUGUUUUGAUUAAAUUCUGUUUUAAAAGUGAAAAAAUGUCUGCUCGUAAAUUGAAAAAAGUUUCUUUUGGCAAAAAAGAAAUACCUUAUUUUUGUGUUGAAGAUGGUGGUUAUCUUGAACCAGACGAUACAAAUGAACAAACUUAUCAAAUUACACAGAAAGAAAUUGUCAAAUCUGUGGAUAUAACAUCUGCUGCUAAACAUUUUGAUCUGCAUUUGCCACAUUUAGGCCCAUAUAAAUUGGAUUAUUUUCGAAAUGGCCGUCAACUAUUGAUUGGUGGCCGAAAUGGUCAUGUAGCCGCAUUCGAUUGGAUUUCCAAAAAUCUUUGCUGUGAAUUUAAUGUUCGUGAAUCAGUUCACGCCAUCAAAUGGUUACAUAUGCCUACCAUGUUUGCAGUAGCUCAAGCUGAUUGGACCCAUGUUUACGAUGAAAAAGGAAUCGAAAUCCAUUGCCUUAAACGGUUAUAUCGUGUAUAUGAGCUAGAUUUCUUGCCUUAUCAUUUCCUCUUGGUAGCUGCGUCUGACAACGGAUUUCUAUCCUGGCUCGAUAUAUCCACCGGUAAUUUGGUGGCAAAUUUUCGAAUGAAAGUUCCACGCCUUACUUGUCUUACUCAUAAUCCAAAUAAUGCAAUUACAUUCACCGGACAUCCAAACGGAACAGUUCGAUUAUGGUCACCAAAUAAUAAUGAACCAUUGGUGCGGCUACUUUGUCACCCUUCGGCAGUACUAGAUGUCGCUGUUGAUAAUCGAGGCCUAUUUAUGGUUACUACCGGAUCAGAUCGAUCAGUUCGCAUAUGGGACAUUCGUAAUUAUCAAUGUAUGAACACAUUUCGAGUUCCAUCAACACCAUCGCGAAUAACCUUGAGUCAGAAAAAUUUACUUGCGAUUGGAUCCGGGAAUGAAGUUAGUAUUUUCAAUAGAUAUUCAGAUAAAAUUGAUAAGCCAUAUAUGCGACAUCGAAUGGAAUUAAGAACUUCGGUCAUUUCCUCAUUACAAUUUUGUCCUUUUGAAGAUGUACUUGGUAUUGGCCAUCAGGAUGGUUUUACAUCAAUAUUGGUUCCAGGUUCUGGUGAAGCGAAUUUCGAUGCUCUCGAAGCAAAUCCAUACAUGACCAAAUCUCAACGUCGUGAAAUGGAAGUGAAAUCCUUGUUGGAAAAAAUCAAUUAUGAAUUAAUAACAUUGGACGCAGAUUUUCUUGCAAAACGUUGUGAUAAUGCACCAAUACAACGAUCGAAGGUAAAGACGAAAAGGAAAAAAUCCAACAAAUAUCGAUCAAUAACUAAAACGGCCGACGUCUUAGAGGAAGAAAAUCCAAUAGUAGCUGAAUCCGAUGCUAUUCAUCAAACAGAAAAACAACAAAUACGACGAAAACGUGGUAAAAAAAAUCUGGCCACAAAAUUACGAUCAAAAGCGGCACGUAAAGAAAAACGACGACGUAGCCGUGUACAGGAAAAACUAUUGAACCAAAAAAAGUCAUAAACAAAACUAAACGAAAAAACAUUG
Molecule: messenger RNA, 1557 nt
Organism: Dermatophagoides farinae (American house dust mite)
Lineage: Eukaryota; Metazoa; Arthropoda; Arachnida; Sarcoptiformes; Pyroglyphidae
Product: WD repeat-containing protein 46
Biological process (GO): maturation of SSU-rRNA from tricistronic rRNA transcript (SSU-rRNA, 5.8S rRNA, LSU-rRNA)
Cellular component (GO): small-subunit processome; nucleolus; 90S preribosome
Molecular function (GO): protein binding
Source: RefSeq, a predicted model, not a curated record